GGUUUCAACGUUUUCAUUCACCGUUUAUGUUUGUAGUUUCGCUGACUUCGCGCGUAGAUGAAAACGUAAAAUGUAUGUUCCUUGUGAAGUUAUUCAAUGUGGAUAUGAUAUAAAAAUAUUUUUUAUGUUUUUAUAAUGGCUCUUUCACAGUAUAUUAAUUAUUUAUGUUGUCUCAUCAUUUAUUAAGGUGAACUGGGCUUAUGAAAUUUUAUGUCGUAUGAGAUACGAAAUGGAAGAUUACAAUCAUGAUUUAUAUAAGCAUGAAGGGAACUUCUGCAAAUAUUCUUAUUCCUCAUGGUGCUCGAUGUGCGAAGGCAAUUCGCCAAGAAGGCGAUCGAGGAGUGAAACUCUGGAGCUGUGUCAGAGGAAAAACAGGGAAAUGAAAUCUCUAACCCCAAAAAAGUAUAAUCGCAGUCAGGAAUAUGAGAAUAUGGAAUUUGAAUAUGAAAGCAGAGGACAGUGGCAAGAAAAAGAUAUGAGAUACGAAUAUUCUAGGAUCAGAUCAAAUUUAUGUGAGCUACCCACUUCCUAUAUAUCAAACAAUUGUCAAAAUUUAAAUGUGGCAGGUCUUCCAAAACUGUCAAAGGAUAGCAGUGAUUUUGUAGAUUGUCUGAAAAGUGUAGGUUCUUAUGAACAUACUUUGAAAUUGGUAGACCUCAAUGACCACAUUGAAAAUUUGGGAAGUAUGCAGGUAAAAAAUAAGGAAACUUUUGAUAAAAUUAACCCAAACAAAGUAGAUGGUUUGAGAUAUGAUAGAAAAUUGGAUUCGAGAAACCAUCUGAAAACCAAUUGCCUUCAUACUAAAAGUCCUAUUAAAAAUUUACAAGAGCAAUUAAAAUACAAUCACAAUGAAAUUUAUAUUGACAAUCACUGCACAGACUAUAAAAACCCAAAAAUUCCUGAGAUAAAUACGUCCAACUGUCGAGAAUAUUGUACUUUAGUAGAUUUAAAGUUCCACAAUUUAUCAAAUGAGAGACCCUUAUGUUUUGAUACUGGCACAUAUUUUGAUAAGAGAUGCGAUACCACAAGUAUACACGAGCAGUAUAAUAGUGAGGUAGAGUACUUGAGAGAGAGGUUGAAAAUGCUCCACAAUAAUUCUUAUAGCAACUAUAAUAGUUUCACCAAAGUUGAUAAAUGUGUUAGUACUGUUGAUCCUAUACCAAAUUAUAGAAAUAGUGGAAGCAUAACUAAACACACUCCUGCAAUUAGAAAUAAAAUGAAAUGUCGAAUUCAGUCUCCUCCAUUGAAUAGAAGGAGAAGUAAAAUUUCAGUCAAAACGAAAACCAAAGGAAGUGCCAAUAACUUCAAGAUCAAGUCAAAACCAACAAGUAGUAUAUCUACAAGUUCGAAUUGCGCAGAAAGUGACUAUAGUGGUUCUGACAGUGAAAAUGAGACUAACUUAGGUGAAGAUGAUAAUGUCAGUGAGCAGUCAACAGAUGAGAGCAACAAAGAUUCUGCAAAUGGGAUUUUACAAGUUGGUUCACAUGAAACAGAUGUUGAAGAUGCCGUGCAGUGGCCAGUUAGAUGUAGUUUAUUUCCGCACAUUCCACCUUACAUUUGUUUUACUUCGCAUGACUCCGAAACAGAAGCUAAAAUUCCCAAUGGUAAAAAGUUCCUCAAAUGGAAGUUGAGUACCAUUACGCCAGUUAUAGUUAGGAAAACUUUAACAAAUUCUGGUUUUGCGUUGGUUAGAAGUGAGUUUACGAGAGAAUCCAAUCAGUGGCUAGGUACAUGGGGAAAACACAUGAAGUCCCCGAUGUUUAGGACAUUGAGAGAUUAUCAAAAACUCAAUCAUUUCCCAGGAACAUUUCAGUUAGGAAGAAAAGAUAGAUUAUGGAGAAAUUUUCAAAGGAUGAUUAGUAGAUACGGUCAUAAAGAAUUCGGAUUUCUACCUCAUACCUACAUUCUACCUCAAGAAAUUAAAUUGUUGAAGCAAUCGUGGGAAUUCAAAAACGGCAGCGGUGGUGAGAUGUGGAUCAUCAAGCCUCCAGCUUCUGCACGGGGGGUAGGCAUUAAAGUGAUAAAUAAAUGGUCCCAACUUCCAAAGAAAACUUCCAUAGUUGUACAAAAGUAUAUUUCCAAUCCUUAUUUGAUAAACGGAAGCAAGUUCGAUCUCAGGCUGUACGUUGUGGUAACUAGCUUCCACCCGUUGACGAUAUACCUCUACCCAGAUGGAUUAGCAAGGUUUGCCAGCGCGAAAUACAGCGACGAUGCCAAAGAUUUGAAAGAUAGAUAUAUGCAUUUAACAAAUUACAGUAUUAACAAACUUUCGAGCCAGUAUACUGCCAAUGAAGAUGCAAAUGCUUGCCAGGGUCAUAAAUGGACUCUCUCAAAAUUGAUGGAAUAUCUAGAAGAAGCUAACAUCGAUACCACAGCUUUGUGGAAGAAUUUAAAGCAAUUAGUCAUUAAAACAAUCAUAGCCUGUGAAGCCCCUAUAGUUCAAUUAUGCGAAGAGAAUAUGAAUAAUAAAUAUAACUGUUACGAACUAUUCGGAAUAGAUGUCCUCUUGGAUGAAAAUCUCAAGCCUUGGUUACUAGAGGUAAAUAUCUCUCCUAGUCUUCAUAGUUCUUCUCCUUUGGACUCUCAUAUAAAAGGUCCCUUAGUUCAAACUCUCUUCGAAAUGGCCCAGUUCCAUCUACCUCGGAAGUUACAUCAAACAGUCGGCGAUGCUCCCCAGUGUUUCGAUCCAAAAAUCUACACGACCAGUUUGAGCAAGAAGGAGAGAAAUAAGCAUGUUACCUUCACCCAAUACGAAAGUAGGCAGGAUUACUUGGAGGACAUUUUGAGGAACUUGACGGGGGACGAUGUUCGACAUUUGACCAGGGCGGAAGACGAAUACGUAGCUAAAGGGAGGUUUGAGAGGAUUUUUCCGAACGGAGAGUCUCACAAGUAUUUACCUUUCAUUGAGGCUAGGUAUUACAACAGGUUGUUUGACGCUUGGGAAGCAAAGUAUGGAUCACGGAGGGAGGAAGGAAUCGAACUCCUUCGAAACCUUUGCGCCCAAAAACUCCAUCUAAAGGUAUCGUCUCCGAGUACGUUCAGUAAGAGUUUGCCGAAUAUGAUCCAUUCGGAUACCAAUGCUCAGAAUUUCAAAGAGGAACUGAGUCACCCUCUAGAAGACAUCAUGCAGAAGGCAACAAUUGAAGUUGAAAAUAUUUGAGUUGAGGAUUUACUAGGUGUUGGUUGUGACUUCUACAUGGGAUCAUCCGAUAUCUCGACAGCAUUUACUGCCAUCUUCCGUUCUGUUCAGGGCAAUAGAAAUUUUUGUUUUAGGUCUAAUAGUAUUGUAACUAAAAUUUCCUUACUGUACUGUAAAAUUGAAGUGGAAAUCAUUGUAUAGAAAUUUCUGUAUGAGAUUAUGCAUUUCAAGUAAACAUUUAUUUUUUAAAUU
Leptinotarsa decemlineata (Colorado potato beetle) is the source of this 3391-nucleotide messenger RNA. RefSeq names its product tubulin monoglutamylase TTLL4. The record is from RefSeq and is a predicted model, not a curated record. Gene Ontology annotation, cellular component: ciliary basal body. Lineage: Eukaryota; Metazoa; Arthropoda; Insecta; Coleoptera; Chrysomelidae. Gene Ontology annotation, biological process: protein polyglutamylation; microtubule cytoskeleton organization. Gene Ontology annotation, molecular function: tubulin-glutamic acid ligase activity; tubulin binding.